AUGCUGUCCCUCCUGCGCAUCUUCCUCUCCGCAUCACUUCUCCUCAACGCAUCCGCCUUCCCUCUCCUCCACCUCCGCGAUGCCGCAGAAUGGAACUUCGACCUCUUCCCGACCGUGCGAUGCAAUGGCACUGCCGACGCGCACAUCGGGUCCGGAAGUACAGGCUGCCGUGCGAACCUGCCCACCGAGGCCGCGGCGUACAGAUUGAAUGCCAUCUCUGAAGGCUGUCGCAUCCAGUUCUACGAUAACACCAUGUGCGACGAUUCUGAGAUGUCGGUUAUUGCGGGUCCUUUGACUACUUCGGAAACUUGUCGCGUUCCUGUAUCGGGUCACCGGUAUGGAUCUUAUCAGGUUACUUGUGAUGAGGAGUAG
Molecule: messenger RNA, 372 nt
Organism: Penicillium maclennaniae
Lineage: Eukaryota; Fungi; Ascomycota; Eurotiomycetes; Eurotiales; Aspergillaceae
Exons: 1
Coding region: 1-372 (123 amino acids)
Source: RefSeq, a predicted model, not a curated record